AUGAAAAAAAUCUUCAAAAAAGUCACUGUUAGUUUCCUGAUUGGCGCGGCCUUGGCUGCUCCUAUCUCCUUUGGAAAUUCUCUGAAUAAUAGAGCAAUCGAUGCUAUUGCAUCUUCGUUGGCCGCUACAAACACACUGGAUGACAACGAUGGGGUCGGAAAUGGCGUUGAUACGUACACUGCUUAUUCCGGAGACGGGUCGACUGCUGCUGGCUGGCCUUCAUAUUCUCAGUGGGAGUCUUUUGAGAAUAUGUGGACGAAUAACAAGCCCGUUAUUUCCCAAUCCUGCACCCAAUUUGGCCAGGAAAAUCCGUCAGAGCAAGAAAUGAAUGACCUCCACGAUUCCAUUCAGCAGGUGGCGACUGAAACCAAGGUCGACCACCGCUACAUUCUGGCUAUUAUUAUGCAAGAGUCAAAAGGUUGCGUCCGUGUCCCAACGACAAACGUGGUUGUUAGCAACCCUGGCCUGAUGCAGGAUCACGGCGGAACUGGCACCUGUGCCGGAAUGAAUCCAUGUCCGAAAGACAACAUUGUGCAAAUGAUCCAUGACGGAGCAGCAGGUACUGCAGGUGGAGAUGGUUUGGCAUCUUUACUUGGCGACUCUGUGACAUCUUCUCUGCAGGAUGAUGUCGCACAAGGCUACUAUAGGGCUGCUCGUGCAUAUAAUUCUGGCUCUGUGGCGUCCUCUGGUCAACUACAGGAUGGGAUAGCUACUCACUGCUAUGCAUCUGAUAUUGCUAACCGGCUUGUAGGCUGGGUUAAAGCGCAGCAUAAUUGUCCAUUUGAUAAUAAUUCUUAG
Molecule: messenger RNA, 798 nt
Organism: Talaromyces rugulosus
Lineage: Eukaryota; Fungi; Ascomycota; Eurotiomycetes; Eurotiales; Trichocomaceae
Exons: 2
Coding region: 1-798 (265 amino acids)
Source: RefSeq, a predicted model, not a curated record